Messenger RNA from Colletotrichum truncatum, 438 nucleotides. RefSeq lists its product as uncharacterized. The record is from RefSeq and is a predicted model, not a curated record. NCBI's taxonomy places the organism in Eukaryota, Fungi, Ascomycota, Sordariomycetes, Glomerellales, Glomerellaceae.
AUGAUUUGCAACAGCAGCUGUGAUUUUUUUCGAGAAGAGCUAGAACCCAACCCAGAUGUUGGCGGGGUCGGCGUAUUGAUCGGGUUUCUGGGUACUGCCUGGCUCGUUGUGAUUCUGGUAAUCACCCGUUAUAUUCUGGCUUUCAACCCCGGUGAAGACCCCCUACAUGAUCCGAAACGCGAUAGAACGGGUCAUCGUAAGCACAUUUGGCACCCGAAUCCCGUCGACAUGAAAGCUGUUGGUAUGUUGUUGGGGCUUCGCAGGUGGUUUGGGGAUCGCAUAGACUGGGACCAAGUAACAACCAAGGCACGUGCUGCACAUUUGUUUUGCUUGCCAUCUUGGCUCCGCACAUUUGUUCUGACAUUAUGCUCUGUGGUGGCCAGAUAUUGCUCAGGUUUUGUGACGUCCAGCUUCUCACAGGGCUCGGGAUCCUGCUAA